Hibiscus syriacus is the source of this 1311-nucleotide messenger RNA. Its product is annotated as probable ADP-ribosylation factor GTPase-activating protein AGD14. Gene Ontology annotation, molecular function: GTPase activator activity. Lineage: Eukaryota; Viridiplantae; Streptophyta; Magnoliopsida; Malvales; Malvaceae. Bases 1 to 1311 code for a protein of 436 amino acids. The record is from RefSeq and is a predicted model, not a curated record. The transcript has 9 exons.
AUGCACAACAGGGAGCUGCGAAGGCCAAAUACGGACGAUGUCACUCUCCUCAAACAACUGGAUAAUCGAAGAUGUAUUAACUGCAACAGUCUGGGGCCUCAAUAUUUUUGCACAAACUUCUGGACAUUUGUUUGCACCACCUGUAGUGGAAUACACCGGGAAUUCACACACAUAGUUAAAUCCGUAUCAAUGGCUAAGUUCACUUCUCAGGAAGUUGCUGUUCUUCAAGAAGGCGAAAACCAGCGUGCAAAAGAAAUCUAUUUUAAAGAAUGGGAUCCUCAGCGUGAUUCUGCUCCUAACAGCAGCAAUUUUGAGAGGCUUCGGGGCUUCAUUAAACAUGUCUGUCGUAACCGUAUCUUCAAUGUCUACGUGGAUAGAAGUGGUGAGAGAAACUAUGACAAGCCUCCUCGAGGAAAGAUGGAUGACAAGGAAGACUUCUAUGAGAAUAAGAGGAUAGAUGGAUAUCAGGGAGGGUCCAGAAGUCCACCAAAUGAAGAUACCUAUGAUCGCCGUUACAGUGAUAGGUCCAGUCCAGGGGGAAGAAAUGAUGAUAGAAAUUCUAGAUAUGGAUCUGAUGAAAGGAGACGUCCUGGAUAUGAUCAAGAAAGUCGACAAUAUGGUGAUUACAGAAGAAGUCCUGCUCGCCCUGAGGUUGUCAAUGAUUGGCGCCGGGAAGAUAGGUUUCGUAAUGAGAGAAAAGCUGAAGAUCGCAUAGUUUCUGACAAAGAUUCAAAAUUAGAAUGGAGGUCACCUGAGCGUCCAAAAGAGUCAUUGAAUCCCCCAAUAGUUCGUCCUGUUAGAGAAAUUUUGGGUGAGAACGUGAUACCCCUUCGUCAGCUUAAGAUCUUCGGUGGAAAUCUAGUAGAAGCCAAGUUGGACACAACUUUUAGCCUAAUUGAUUUUGAUGCUGAUCCUGAACCUCCGGUAGCUCCUACUGUUACUCAGACACAACAAACUACCGCAACGAAAACAAUUGUGCAACCCCCGGCUUUUACCAAUGACAACAACUGGGCCUCUGUUGAUCUUCCCCCUCAGAGAAAUGUUUCUCCGGCUCAUAAUGUGAACAACCUGGAUGCUGUUCUUUCUCAGUUGUCAGUUCCAGCAUCUGUACCUGGUAAUCUGUAUGGAGUAUCUAGCAGUGUCGCUGGUCAGGUACCUGCUCCUGUGGCCAAUGUGAAUUUAUCACCGUCCAAUGUUGCAUUCACAGGGCAGAUACUAACAUUGCCCUUUGGAGCUUGUCCCCCUGCAUCUGCACCAGGUAGCAAUUUCUCAACAUUACCUCCUACUGAUGCUCUGACAGCUGCUUCUUGA